Molecule: messenger RNA, 1230 nt
Organism: [Torrubiella] hemipterigena
Lineage: Eukaryota; Fungi; Ascomycota; Sordariomycetes; Hypocreales; Clavicipitaceae
Source: the annotation of a GenBank genome assembly
AUGGCGCCGCCGCCGCCGAAACCGAGCCCGAGCGAAAAUGCCAUAAUAAUAUACGCAGAGCUUUUGACCAACUUGAGACAGGUAACUGUCAAGGCUGUGCUGCCGUCGGUUGCCGAUUCGUCGACAGAAGCCAAAGUCGUCGGUGGCGGCAAGACGCUGGUCGUGAAGCAUGGCGAACAGGUCCAAGAACUGCAAUUGCCUGCAAGAAUAACGGCAGAUGGACCUCUUCCCGUGUCUCGAGGACAGUCGAAAGACUUGACGUGGCGCAUACCAAUUGCUCGAGAUGAGCUGCAAGGCGGCCACUUCGUCGCAGAACAGCAACCACUGCCUUGGACAGCAGUAGACCUGGUCGCAGGGUCGCAUAUUAGCUGCCGGGCUUGCAAUACGGAAAUCGUCGCCAAUGGGAGCAUAAAGGAGUGGAAAGACUUGCCUAGUGAAGGCUGGGCGGAGAUGAUGGAAUUCUGGCAUUGCCAUAAACCUGUCGACCACGACCAUGCCCACGAUCACGCAGCCGACGAAGAACAUCUUACUAAACGAGGCUACGGUGCCAACAGUGCCAUUUUAUCUCGCCCCGGGACGGGAUUCAUUGAUUUGAUGUCCUUUAUGCUGUCAGGGACAGACUGCAAAUCGCUUCUGUACCUUUCCCCGCUUGGCGAAUCUUUCCCCUUGAGCCGAUCCGUCUUGAAUCCCGAGACCAACGUGAAACUGCUUGGACUCUGCUGCUCACAGUGCCGCGCAGAGGUCGGCAGCUUCAACGUAAUUACAGCAUCGGUUAAUUUAUUCAAAUGGAGGGUUAUAUGCGAGACAAAUAAGCCCAGCAGCCAGCCGUCAAGUUCGGAGUGCCUGGUGGCUGCUCUUACAUCGACCAUUUCGAGAUCUGGAUCGUCAAAGUCUGUAAUAAUACCGGCGACACAGAAUGGAAAUACAGAUGACAGCGAAAAGGUGCCGAUGCCACUACAUCUUUGGGUGCUGAACAACCACGUUGUAUACUCGUCUUCUUUACAUCCAGGCGUCAAGACAGCCGUCAAGAUUCUUUACAAGGAUACGACGCUGCAAGAAGCCAACAAGAUGGCGGAUUCUUUGAAUGGAGACGUCCAAGAUAUUGUAUUUCCAGGACCAGCUGUUGCUGAUGCUCGUGAAGCACUAAUAUGGAGCACGUCAAUCCUACCUCACUCUGAGCGGUCGUUCCAAGCUUGGUCGGUUGGUCUGCUGAGGCGCUGGUCGCCAUGA